AUGUCGUUCUUCGAAGCUGCCUCGUGGCACGAGGGAGAAGUUGCGAUUCAUAAACGAACUCGUAUCAGCGGUUAUGACAAUCCCACCUCACCAUUCCUCACGCCUCGGGCGGCCAGCAUGAUACAGCGGUACCCCAUGAUGGCAAUAGGGACAUUGGAUGAUCAAGACAGACCCUGGUGCACAGUCUGGGGCUCCGAUCAUCUGCCAAUCGCGCAGCCAGUAGCUCAGAGCGUUCUGGGCGUUCGCACGACGGUCGACGCGAGUUUCGACCCCGUGAUCCAAGCCAUUUACAAUGGUAAGGAUGACGGGGAAGUGAUCCGAGAGGAAGGCAAAACGAGGCUGAUGUCCGGGCUAAGUAUUCACCUGGAAGAGCGAGGAAGAGUCAAGAUGGCUGGCCAAGUCAUUGCUGGUGCUCUCACCGCGAACGUACCCGUUGCGCCUGUCAGUGUGUCCGACAACGAUCCUCUCCUAGGCAAAUCAGGCGAAGUACAGCUUGUCGUCAAGAUCGACCAAAGCCUCGGAAAUUGUCCCAAAUAUCUUAAUAAAAAGCACAUCGUUGCUACCGAACCCAAACCGAGAUUAUUGUCUUCGUCGCCACAUCUCACUCAAAAAGCUAUUGAUUUAGUGCAUCAAGCUGACUUGUUCUUCAUCGCCUCGGCGCACAAGCACGAGGACAUGGACUGCAAUCAUCGUGGCGGCCCUCCAGGUUUCAUUCGUGUGCAGCAACCCGCCAGUCUAGACGAAGGCAGCAUCAUCGUUUGGCCCGAAUACAGUGGGAACAACCUCUACCAAACACUUGGUAAUCUGGAAAGCACCCCUCACGCUGGUCUAGUCAUUCCUGACUUCGAGUCUGGCGAUGUUCUUUAUGUAACUGGGGAUACUGAGACCCUUGUCGGGGACGCAGCGAGCAAAGUCAUUGCCAAAAGCAAUCUUGCUGUAAGCCUGAAAGUGACCGGAGCACGUCUUGUUGAAAAGGGGUUGCCUUUCCGUGGCAAGCUGAUGGAGGAUGCGUCCCAAGGCCGCUCACCAUAUAAUCCCCGUGUGCGAUACCUGACCUCCGAGAAAAUAGAUGCGUUUGGGAAGACCGGGGGUGACGCACCUCCCACGACGGCAAAGCUCAUCAAGAAAACUAAGAUCACUCCUACCAUCACCAGAUAUCGUUUCGCACUGGCUGAUCCUGGUGCUUUUGGGCCCUGGAAACCAGGUCAAUACGUCGCGAUGGAUGUGGCAGCCGAGCUGGACAUGGGAUAUUCACACAUGCGAGACGACGACCCGACCAGUCUGAAUGACGAUUAUAUUCGGACUUUUACUGUCUCAUCUAUCCCGAGCUCUCUUGGACUGCAUGGGGAGGAAUUCGAGGUCACAGUGCGCGCCGUCGGCCACGUCACCAAAUGGCUUGAGUGGCAGCGCGAGGGCAUGUGUGAGAUUGGCAUUCGAGGCUUUGGCGGAGAAUUCGCUUUCGAACCCAGUUCCAGGAAUGCGUUCAUCGCUGCCGGGAUUGGCAUUACGCCUUUGCUGGGACAGAUGGACAGCCUGGAUCUCAACAAACUAAAGGUCAUAUGGAGCGUGGGGAUCCGUGAUGUCGCAUUACCGCUAGACGUCCUCAGCCAGUUUCCCAGUUUGAAAGACUCACUGACAAUCUGCCUUACUGGUGACGAGUCACUGUUGGAUGAGAAGAAUAAGGCACAGCUACAGAACUUGAUCGACGCCGGAGUGAAGGUUCUCAGGAGGAGAUUGACAAAAGAGGACUUGAUAGUCUUGGUAUCCGAAGUUGAUAAUUGGUAUCUAUGCACGGCGCCGGCGAUGAGAAAGAUUGUGCAAGAGUGGAUGCCGGGAACGACAAUCAUCUACGAGAAUUUCGACUACUGA
Fonsecaea nubica is the source of this 1869-nucleotide messenger RNA. RefSeq lists its product as hypothetical. Gene Ontology annotation, molecular function: oxidoreductase activity. Lineage: Eukaryota; Fungi; Ascomycota; Eurotiomycetes; Chaetothyriales; Herpotrichiellaceae. The record is from RefSeq and is a predicted model, not a curated record. The transcript has a single exon. Bases 1 to 1869 code for a protein of 622 amino acids.